Molecule: messenger RNA, 462 nt
Organism: Aureobasidium vineae
Lineage: Eukaryota; Fungi; Ascomycota; Dothideomycetes; Dothideales; Saccotheciaceae
Source: the annotation of a GenBank genome assembly
AUGGCUUCAGGAAAGUGUCUUUGUGGAAAGGUUGGCAUUGAAUACAGUGGAGAGCCCGCAUUGAAGGUGAGUUCAAAGCAUGCAAAGUAUAGUUAUAUUGAAGCUGAAUUGUACCUACCAAUAGNNGCACUCUGCCACUGCACCGACUGUCAAAAGAUCAGCGGCAGCGCCUACAGCGUCAACAACGUCGUCUCUGGUGACGGUUUCAAAGUGACUGGCAACCCCAAAAGCUUCACCAAGACGGCCGACAGCGGCAAGAAGAUCACCUCCUACUUCUGUGGCGACUGUGGAUCUACUUUGUACCGUGAUGGAGAGAACUUCCCGGGUAUGAAGAUUGUCAAGGCUGGUGUCUUGGAUGGAAACGUCUUGAACGAGAGCAAGCCUAAUGUCGAGUUGUUUGCUCCUACGAGGCCAAAGUGGAUUGCUGCCCUCGGUGGGGCUGAGCAGAAGGAUACCAUGUAA